Molecule: messenger RNA, 954 nt
Organism: Drosophila innubila
Lineage: Eukaryota; Metazoa; Arthropoda; Insecta; Diptera; Drosophilidae
Exons: 2
Coding region: 1-954 (317 amino acids)
Source: RefSeq, a predicted model, not a curated record
AUGGCAAGAAGUUGGUCGCCCAUUGUGGCAACUCUGCUCCUGCUCAGUCUGAGCCAACUGGCAGCUGGCGGUGUGAUGGAUAAUGUGAAUGAUGGCUUGAAGCUGGCUGGACAAAUGUUUGGCAUCAAUACGGCCGCUGAUGUGGCCAAUUUGGUGGCCCAGGCAUUUUCCAAGACAACAACACGCAAGAAACCCGAUUUGAUGAGUGUAUUACAACAAGGAUUCGAAUCACAAAGGCAGUAUGAAUGGGAGGAGCAGGAGCAGAGUCAGCAACAAGAGGGAGAUGAUUAUCAAGGGGAGCAGCAAACGGAGGCGGAGAAUGCACAAGAGUCGCCUCCACUGGAUCAAGGAUCAAGACGUCGUCCAUUGCAGUUCAACAGUGUUCAAAUGUUGACAAAUAUGAUGCGCAUGAUUGGCUUUGAUCCACGUAAGCUGGGUGCACUGGCUCUCAAUGCCAUUGUGAUGAUUGCACAGGCGAUUGGCAGCACUAUUAUCCAAGCUACACGUGGUGGGGGCGACAAGGAUACUGGACCCGAGGCUCUCUUUGAGCCCAGCGAGCAUCAGCCCAGAUCUUUGGCAUCUGACAGUCCCAUCGAUUGGUUCCUCAAGCGUCCUGGAUCACAUACCCAGCGCAUGUUGCGUCGCAUCAUGGAUCAUAAAUUGCCCGAACAUGUUGUCGACAUGAUUGCGGACAAGGAGACAACAGAUGGCAACGAAGCCGCCUGCCUGAAGCUGCUCAUGUGCAAGAGUUCACCCAUCAUUUGGGGCAUGCAGCAAUCUCUGAAGAAGCGUCUGGCGGGCGAACCCGACGAGCACGAUGAGGAGAGUUACAUGAAUGCGAAUAUGUUCUUCAAAUAUUUGCCAAGUUUGCAUGAAUACAAAGAACACGGCGUGAGCUGUGAGACACGUUUUGCCAGGCAUUGUCCGCGAAAUCUAACUUUAGACAAACCAUAG